AAAUUAUAAUUGAAUGAAUUAAGGAGAGAAUGUUAACAAAUAAGAAGAUGAUCAUAGAUUAACUGAUGAAGAUCAAACAUUUAUUAAUGAAUAGACAGAUGAUGAUAAGCGAUUCUCUAAUACAGUUGUUGAUAGAUGGGAAUAAGGAGGAUUAGAAGCCUUGUUGGUAAGAUUGAAUAUAAAUGGAAAUUAGGAAUUAGAAAAUCGAAAUAAGUAGGAAUUUUUAAGUUCAGAAGAGAAAAGUAUGUUUUCAGAGUUCAUUGUUAUAUGUUAGAUCAGAAAGGAUAAAUAUAUAAAUGAAUAAGACCCACAUCUUUAAUUUUUGAUGGAAAAAGCUGUAUACAAAGGAGUUUAAAAGAUUCUAAUAAAAGCUUAAAAAAUUUAAGACAAAGAACAAUGGCAAGUAUGUAUGAUUACAAUAUUAGAGAGAACAAUAAAGAUUGAUGAGACUAUUCUAUUCAGAUAUGAAUAUUGGUUUUAUUACAUCAACAGGGUAAUUAAAAUCAACAGUUUUCAUUUAUGUUCAUAUAUCUAUUGCAAGUAAUUUAGACAAUCGAUAAAUAAAUAUGAAUUUUAAUAAAGAGGAUCUAAAAAUUAUAGCAAAUUAUUUUUCAAUAGAUGAAAGAAAUAAAUCUAGUAAAUCUAGUCCAGAAUUCACAUCUCCUAUUUUAACUAAAUAAAAAUCAGAAAAAGAGUAAUUUAUACAAAGUAGUGCAGGUUCAAAAACUUUAUCAUAGAAUGAAGGUGAAGUUGAAAAUUAGUUAAAAAAAAGUCUGCCUCUUUGUCAUUAAAGUAAUUGGUUAAAAUAAGAAUUUAUUAAGAAAGAUUAUUUUAAAAAACAAUUCUUAAUUCUUUAAAAAACAAAUGAGAAUGAUUUAAAAUCAGGAGUUUAAAUAUUUUUUGUAUAUCGAAUUAAAGAUGAUUAAAUAUAUGCUGUGAAAAAAGUAUUAUACAAAUAAUAAUAUUUUAUAGUCAAAAUUGGCUUCUGAUGUAAUUUCCUUUUUUGAUGUAUUUUCAACAGUAAAUCUUUCAGAAAUUACAAAUGAUUAAAGGAAAAUUCGUGAGGCUAAAAUAUUAUCUAAAUUAAAUCAUCCUAAUGUUUUAACUCUCUAUGAUUGGUGGAUUGAAGAGGAAGAAUGUGGUUAUUCACUUUAUCUAAUGUCUGAAUUUUGUUCAUAUCCAGGACUUAAACAUUAAACAAAUGAUUUACUUAAUUAUGCUUAUUAUUAUUUAAAUCCAAUGAAUUGUAAAGAAAAGAUAGAAUAAAUAAAAACAAUAAUGUUAUAAAUUAUGGAUGGACUUGAAUAUAUUCAUAAAAGAGGAAUCGUACACAGAGAUUUAAAACCUGAAAAUAUAUUUGUAACUUAUGGUAUUGAUUGUUAAUUGUAAGUUAUGUUGGCUGAUUUUGAUUAAGGAAAAGAUGUAAGAGAAUCAAAAUUAUCUAUUAUUACAGAUGAAAAAUUAAAUGAUAAAGAUUUAAACUCAAUUAAAUCAAGAAAUACAAUUAAUUCUGGUACUAGUGGUUAUGCUACAGCGAAUUCUUAAAUAAAUAAGGAAUAUGAUAAAAUGGAUGAAUUUUAUGCAUUAGGAGUCACUCUUCUUCAUUUAAUUUUAGCAUUUCCAGGAGAACCUAAAAAUCGGAAUCUAUACACAAAUACUUUUGCCAUUAGUGAUAUUUCUGAUGUCUUACUCUUAUUUGAUAGUUGGGCUGUUAAAUUAGUUAAAAAUAAACAUCCAGAAUUUAAUUUCUAAUAAUAUUUUCAUCUUAUGGAACUUGCUAAAGCUCUUCUUGAAAAAAAAGUUAAAGAACAUGAUCAUAUUAGAAAAAUCAUACAAAAAUGGUGA
Molecule: messenger RNA, 1845 nt
Organism: Paramecium sonneborni
Lineage: Eukaryota; Ciliophora; Oligohymenophorea; Peniculida; Parameciidae
Source: the annotation of a GenBank genome assembly